AUGUGGUUCAUAAGUGAAAAGAUAAUAUUUGUUUUACAUUGGUUAAGUUUAAUAGAAUCAGUUACCGAAAACACUCUACAGGUAUGGAAAAAUGAAAGUAGGAUAAAAAGUUUUAAAUUAAACAAAAUUUCUAUAAAAGUUGAAGAAUUAAAUACGAAAAUUUGUUUGAUCAGCAAAGAAUUAAAUGAAAUUAUUAAAGAAUUAGAAAAUAAUAAAAUAAACUCGGAAGAAAUUGAACGUAUAAAAGAUAAAUUUGAACAAAUUUUAGAAAAACAUAAAAAAUAUGAAAAUAUCUUAAAAGGAAUAAAAAAGAAUAAGAAUGAAAAUUUAGUACUGAUUUUAAAAAAUUUUGAAUAUUCAAAUAAAAGAAUUAAUAAAAUACAUGAUAAAUUAAAUGAACAUGAAGAAAGAUUAAAUAAAUCUAAAAAUAAUUUAAAGAUUGAUGAUGAUGAAUCAAAAAUUGUUUAUGAAAAAGAUGAAAAUACUAAUGAAAAAGAUGAAAAUACUAAUGAAAAACAUCAAAGUAAUGGUGAAAAACCACAAAUUAAUGAUGAAACAUCUCUAAGUAAUGAUGAAAAAUCUCUAAGUAAUGAUAAAGAAACAACUAAUAUUAAAUCAAAUCUUUCUGAUGAAAAGAAAAAAUCUAAUAUUCAAGAUAAUACACCUUUAAAGAAAAAUUUUGAAUCUAAUAACAAAAAUAUUUUAUUUAGUUUAAUAGUAUUUUUUACUGUUUCAUUGAUUAUUAUUUUAAUGGUAAUUAUUCUUUUUAAUAAUCGUUCUUUAAAGAAAAAGUUUUUCAGCAAUAAAUAA
Hepatospora eriocheir is the source of this 810-nucleotide messenger RNA. Lineage: Eukaryota; Fungi; Microsporidia; Hepatosporidae. The record is from the annotation of a GenBank genome assembly.